This is a messenger RNA of Polyodon spathula (Mississippi paddlefish), 2541 nucleotides long. It is a transcript of the gene utp18, whose product is annotated as UTP18 small subunit processome component. Gene Ontology annotation, cellular component: Pwp2p-containing subcomplex of 90S preribosome; small-subunit processome. The transcript has 14 exons. Bases 329 to 1939 code for a protein of 536 amino acids. Gene Ontology annotation, biological process: rRNA processing. The record is from RefSeq and is a predicted model, not a curated record. Gene Ontology annotation, molecular function: protein binding. Lineage: Eukaryota; Metazoa; Chordata; Actinopteri; Acipenseriformes; Polyodontidae.
GUUGAAAGGUUACAGGCACGUCAACUCAGAGCAGGGUACUCCAUGUGGGGAAAAGUGUUGGCUGUAGCGCAUGUUUUUGAGGAUCUUGGAUAAUAAAUAUACAACAUAAACCUAGCCCUAUCCUUUUUCAAGUUAACAGACGUUUGUUUUUAAUAGUGUACAUGGGUAUUUGUUAGUGGUUCGGUGGGCAUGCGACUUCUGAAGUUGAAGAACAACACUUUAAAACUCAACCAACCGGCAUUGGGUUAUUGUUAAUUAUACACUUCAUUUUUUAAAAUACUUUUUUUGUUUCUUUAAAAAUCGUUUUACAUUUAGGCUAGGAAUUAACAUGGGUAAAAACCGCAUCGACACCCCCAGAUCGAAUCGUGUGGCCGUGAAAAGGAGCACAGAUUCCGGCAACAUGGAGAGGGAAGGUAGUCAGAUGAAGCGAGAAGAAAUUAAAAGAAUGAAACACUUGGAAACGCUGACGGCGCUGGGCGAGAAGGAAGAUGCCGAGAAGCAUUUGGAAGAGUUGGUGUUUGGAGCAGAGGACGAACUUCUUGAGAGGCUCGGCGCUGCAGAGACUAAAGGAACUGUGAGUGGGAAUCUGCUGGAUGAAGACUCCAGUGAUUCAGAAGUAGAAAAUGAGGCCCGGUUCCAGGUCCAGUCUGCCCAGAAGGCUGCCUGGGAGGACGAGGAUGACCAGGGGGAGGAGAUAGUUGACAUGACUCACCGCUUCAGGAAAGAUAUGGUGAAGAGUGAUGCGGAGAAGCAGCUGCCAAAGGGAAAAUUACAGCAGAGACUGCGGGAACAGUUCCAGAGAGCAAUGGGUGGCACGCCAGCAUGGGCAGAAAAAAGGGUGUUGAAAAAAAAGAGAGGCAAAAAAAAUGCGGAGAAUGAUGACAGUGAAGAGGAGGAGGAGGAGGAGGAGAAUGAUUUGCUACAUAGGACUGGCAACUUUGUGACAUCUUCCCAAUCUCUCCCCAAAGGUUUCAUAGAGAUAAAAAACUGCUUACAUGCAAACAACCACCGACCUUCAGAUGCCUGUUUAACAAGUGUUCAGUUUCAUCCCUCGGCCCAAGUGAUCAUGACUGCAGGGAUAGACCAGUCUAUUUCCCUUUUCCAGGUGGAUGGCAAGACUAAUCCGAAAAUCCAGAGUAUCCACCUGGAGAAGUUUCCUGUCUACAAGGCCCGCUUCAGUGCUGACGGAGAGCAGGUCAUUGCAACCAGCAUGCAUAAUAAAAUGUUCUACGUGUAUGACAUGAUGGAAGGGAAAAUCAUACCCAUCUACGGUGUCAGAGGAUUAGAAGAGAAACGAGUGAAGCAGUUUGAGGUUUCUCCAGAUGGUUCACUGCUUCUUCUAACUGGGACUUCAGGAUAUCUCCACCUUCUGACAAUGAAGACAAAGGAGCUGGUGAGCAGCAUGAAGAUCAAUGGGAAAGCCAUAGGUGCUGCCUUCUCCCCUGAUGGAAGCAAAAUCUACACCAACUCUGAUGAAGGGGAGGUCUUUGUUUGGGAUGUUAAAAGCAGGACUUGCCUAAAUAGGUUUACAGAUGAAGGCUGUUUAAAAGGCACGUGCAUUGCUGUGUCCAGAAACGGACAGUAUUUGGCUUGUGGAUCGAAUUCUGGAGUGGUAAACGUCUACUCGCAUGAUGUAUGCCUUCAGGAAUCAAACCCUAAACCUUUAAAGGCCAUAAUGAAUCUGGUGACAUCAGCCACUUCCUUGUCUUUUAAUCCAACCACAGAAAUCCUUGCAGUGGCCUCCAACGCAGCAGAUGAAGCAGUCAAACUGGUGCACAUCCCUAGUUUUACAGUAUUUUCAAACUUCCCUGUCAUGAAAAAGAAGGCCAUUCACCUGGCACAGUGCAUGGACUUCUCCCCUAGAAGUGGCUUUUUCUCCAUUGCAACCAACAAAGGCAAAGCUUUAUUGUACAGGUUAAAGCAUUACACAGAAUUUUAAUUGGAUUCACCCAGUUCAUGUAUUAAUUCAGAUAUUCCUGUGGUGUAAUCAUGAUUCAUGAAGCCAUUAGCUUUCCUCUACCUGUGACCGUCGAUGAGCACAAUUCCCAAAAUAAGAAUACGUCUCCUUUCCUCUAUUUGACAUUUCUGAUUAACUUUGCCGCCUUCAUUGUUGUAUGGUGUUUAGGGAUUUUUUUAUUUUAUUUUUUUACCAUGCUUUUGGUUUUCUCUGCCAAAGCUGCUGUAAUACAAGAUUAAUGUCAAAUUUGUCUCUUGUUUGUGAAACAGAUUAGUUAAGGCAUAGCACUGUAAGACCAAACAAUUCCAUAACUCGUCGUUUUUGUAGUGAUUGGUUCCUUUUAUCAUUUAUUAUUUUGUAUUUUAAUACUUACUGAUGUUCAUUUUCAGAUUUUCUUAAGUGAAAUGGAUAUUAGCAUUGUGCUGUGACCAUAGGUGAAACCAGUGCCACAAUGAUAUGCUUACCCAAUUUACUUCAGAAAAUCUGCCUUGGUCUUUUCAGAUUUUUUUGUUGGAAUAUUUACUAUCAGAGGACUGUCUCAAAUUAUAUAUUAGUAAAAUAAAGAUGAUCCCUUUAAAUUCCCA